This is a messenger RNA of Chlorella variabilis, 3780 nucleotides long. RefSeq lists its product as hypothetical. The transcript has 18 exons. Bases 1 to 3780 code for a protein of 1259 amino acids. The record is from RefSeq and is a predicted model, not a curated record. Lineage: Eukaryota; Viridiplantae; Chlorophyta; Trebouxiophyceae; Chlorellales; Chlorellaceae.
AUGGAGUUUUAUCCUGCCGAGCUCACCAGCCCACCAGUGCCCCUGGUGGCGCUGAUUGGCAAGCCCGAGCUGCAUAUCUCGCUCGGAGACUACCUGCGCUCCCAAAAUGUGCCACGCAUCCACAGCAUCGGCAUUUCCGACGCGCACAGCGCGGCGGGCACCUUUGGUGUCAGGAAGGCAGCACCCAGCGGCGCCACGCCCGGUAUCCUCAAGGCGGGCUGGCUGCGCAAGCACCGCACCUCGCGCCCCGCCGUGGCGGCUAUGAUCGUCGACUGCGAGUCGGUGGUGGGCGACCCCUCGGCCUGGGCCUGGCUGGUGUCGCAGCUGGAUGCAGUCAAGUCCGCGGUCAAGAGCCGCAGCACUCGCAUCGUGGUGAUCAUUGCACAGCAGGGGCCGGCGGCUGGCGUCGGCGGCGAGGUGCCCGAGGAUCGCAUCGCCAUGAUCUGCCGCCAGGCGGGCGUGGACCGCAGGUGUGUGCUGACCUUUGCGCCCUCCCAGGGCCUGCCCGCGCUGCAAGUAGUGGGCAAGGUGCUGCACGAGCAGGCGGUGCUGCACUACACCGCAGACGCGCAGCGGCGGCUGGCAGCCCACGCCCACCGCAACGUGCCUUCUACCGACCUCAACCUGCGCACAGCCUUCAAGGCAUGCUCCACCUCUGCUCGCGUCUUCCUGCUGCCACCUGCUACGAGCCUGCUGAUUCCCGCCACCGCCGCCCUGAGCACCCUGGCAGAAUUUCGUGGCGACUGGGCGGGUGCCGUACGGCUGUACCGCGAGGCGUAUGGCUAUGUACCGCAGGUGCUGGCUGGCAGCAUGGGGCAGCCGCAGCGGUUUGCUGAGGUGCGCACAGUGGCCGAGUAUGUGCAUGUCAAGGUGGCGUCACUGCUGCUGCUGGCGCUGAAGCAGGCGGCUGAGGCUGUGUCCCAGUUUGAUGCGCACCUGCGCCUGUUCAGGCAGUACACUGUGAUGGCUGAGCUGUUGCUGUCCAGCGACACUGACAUGGCGGCGCUCAAGCGAGAGCACCAGCCCGGUCACCUCUAUCUGGCGGCAGCUCAGGCUGCCAUUGAGAGGCGCAAGGUGGAGCCGGGUCUGUUUGUGGGGCAGGUUGUGCUGCUGGCAGCCGACCCCGCCGCAGCUGCAGUGGCAGCCGGCAGUGCGGUGGUGGCGGCUGCGCUGGCCGGCAUUCCCGUGUCAGGCGCUGCAGCUGCGGCUGGCGCCACCAAGCGCCUGAGUGAGGAUCAGUUUGAAGUGCACUUGGAGGCUGAGGAGGGCAAGGUGCAGCACAGCCGAGCCACGGUCGACCUGCUGCGCACCGCGCAGGAGUCCCUGCAAAGCUCGGGCCGCCGGACCGGCAAAACGCUGCAGCAUGCGAUGCAGCUGCUGGGGCACGAGCUUCUGGAGGCUGGGGAUACGGCGGCUGCGGAGCGCCUGCUCGCGGAAGUGGCGGGUGCGCACCUGUGGCUGCCACCGCUGGAGUGGCUGCCGUUGCCCCUGGCGCCGCGGGGCCCAGGGCCGGCUGCCCACACCGAGCUGUCGCUGGAGCUGGCAGCCCUGCAGGACAGCAGCCUGGAUGGCGAGCAGCGCUGCGCCAUGGCCACCGCCGCCGUGUCGGUGCUUGCGCUGGGGGAGGCGGCGGGCGAGGAGCAGCCGCAGGCGGGUGGCGCCGCACAGUACAGCGUGGCCGGCGCCGACUCGGGCUGGCUCACCGUGCUGCCAAUCUGUGCCGGGUUCUUCGACCCGGCUCGCGCCCCCGCAGCCGCAGCGGCAGCAGCGCCCGCGGCCCGCAGCAGCGUGCGCUUCGCGGCGGCAGUGUGGAACAACGCCCCCAUCGACCUGCCGCUGGUGACAGCAGAGGUGCAGCUUCGCGACGGUACCGGCGCCUUCACUGCCGUGCUGCUGCCGGAGCCGUCUGGCAGCGGCAGAGGCGGCCCCGCAUCCGCGGCAGCGGGGCUGGUGCUGCCGGCUGGGGGCUGCCUGCGACUAGGUGUUGCCGUUCCGGUGCGCUGCUCGGGCCAGCUCCAAGCUACGGCGCUGGUGUUGCAGUUUGGGGCAGGCAGCAGCAUUGCUUUCCAGCUGCGGGCGCUGAUGCCAGCGGCGGCGGGCCAGCAGCAUGCAGCCAGCACGCCGGCAGCAAUGCAGGCAGGCGCCGUGGGGUGGCUACGCGGUGGCUGGGCCAGCAGCCGGCCACCGUUCAGCGCAGCUGCCGGGUUCCUGGCGGGUAGCUGCGCCGUGGAGGUGCCGCCCCAGCACGCACCCCCGCUGCUGCUCCUCCAGGCCCCAGACAUCUUGCUGCAGGGCGAGCAGGCGGCGGUGACAGUGGCGGUGGCAGCGGCGGCGGCGGACGCCAUUCACGGCGCCACGCUGCGUGCCACGGCUGUGCACGCGGACAGCCAGCAGCAGCUGGGCCUGGUGACGGUGGGCGCGGCAGCGCCGGCGCAGCCCUCGGCGGAAGGAGGGGGGGCAUCGGAGCUGGGUGGCCGCCUGGUGCAGCACCUGGGGCAGGUGGCGGCGGGGGAGCAGCGGCAGGUGGUACUGCUUCUGGAUGUGCGGUACCGUGGCACAGUGCACCUCAACGUGGAGCUGCUGUACACGGCAGCCUGCUCCGGCGGCAGCGGCGCCUCUGAGGCGGGCCGCUGCUCCGCGUCGCUGGCGGUGCAGGCGCAGCCGCCCUGGAAGCUGGGCCUGCAGCUGCUGGGACCGCCCGCCACCCACACGCUGCUGGCGGCCCUGCAGCCGGCAGCUGGCGGCGGCUCCGGCACCAGCGGCAGCGAGGGCGGCGCGGGGGUCAUGCCUCUGGAGCAGCAGCAGCGGCGGCUGCAGGGCCUGUCUGUGCAAGACACGCCGGCUCCUCCCAGCGCCGCUACCGAGGCUGCCAUGGGCGAGGGAGCCAGGGACCUGUCGGUGCUGCUGCUCCGCAGCCUGCCACCGCGGCUGGUGCUGCCGGCGAGGCAGCGGUGCGGCGCGCUGGUGCAGCUGCAGAGCAUGGCUGCCUGCCAGCUGGACAUCCUGGCUGUGGAGGUGGAGGCGGCAGAAGGCGUGGUGGUGGUGCCCGCAGCGGCACCAGCGGUGCCAGCACGCGGCGGCGGCGGCGGCGGCGUGGAUGCACCAGCCGACACCCUCGGGCGCUCGGACAUCUUUGCCACGGCAUUCACCAUAUCUAGCAGCAGCAGCGGCGCCGCCGCAGAGCUGCCCUCGCUUGGCUUCCUGCGCCUGCGCUGGCGGCGGCACCAACGCCGCCCGCCCCUGCUGGCAGCGGCGGCGCGGGGCACCAGUCAGCUGAGCGCGGCCGCAGCCCAGGCGGCCGCUGCUGAGGUGCUGCCUGGUAGCGGGGUCGACGGCGCCGGAAGCCCGCGCGCGCAGGCAGCGGCUGCCGCAGUAGCUGCGCCUGCCUGCGAGGUGCUGGUGCCGCUGCCGGCGGUCUGCUUCCUGCCUCCGCUGCUGACAGCGGAGAUGCGCUUCCCGCCUGCCGCCACCGCCGGCAGCCCCACCGAGCUGCUCCUGCAGCUGCGCAACGGCGGCAGCACCUGCCAGGAGGUGGCUGUGACAGUGGGGGACCCACACGGCUUCCUGCUUGCUGGGCUGCUGCGCCUGCCAGAAAUUGUGGCCACCGCAGUGCAAUACAGCAAGGCUGUGGAGGUGACCCGCGGCUGUAGCGCCUUUGUGGAGCGGCCGCCGGAACUGCAGCAACAGCCUGACGAGCAACAGCAGCUCGGCCAACUCAGUCCUGGCGGAGCGGCGGCAGCAACUGCGCCAGCAAUACCUCUUGAGCCCGGCAUCAUUUAA